Molecule: messenger RNA, 400 nt
Organism: Callithrix jacchus (white-tufted-ear marmoset)
Lineage: Eukaryota; Metazoa; Chordata; Mammalia; Primates; Cebidae
Source: RefSeq, a predicted model, not a curated record
CAGUGCCUCUUCUCUGACUGAGGCCCAGCCCCCUUCGCCCGUGCCCGUCACCAGCGAUGCCAGCAUGUCUGACAAACUGCCCUACAAAGUAGCUGACAUCGGCCUGGCUGACUGGGGAUGCAAGGCCCUGAACAUUGCGGAGAACGAGAUGCCGGGCCUGAUGCGCUUGCGUGAGAGGUACUCAACUUCCAAGCCGCUUAAGGGCGCCCGCAUCGCUGGCUGCCUGCACAUGAUGGUGGAGACGGCCGUCCUCAUUGAGACCCUGGUCGCCCUGGGUGCUGAGGCGCCGUGGUCCAGCUGCAACAUAUUCUCCACCCAGGACCAUGUGGCAGCUGCUAUUGCCAAGGCUGGCAUUCCAGUGUAUGCCUGGAAGGGCGAAACGGAUGAGGAGUACCUGUAG